This is a messenger RNA of Hipposideros armiger (great roundleaf bat), 1308 nucleotides long. It is a transcript of the gene PINX1, whose product is annotated as PIN2 (TERF1) interacting telomerase inhibitor 1. The transcript has 7 exons. Lineage: Eukaryota; Metazoa; Chordata; Mammalia; Chiroptera; Hipposideridae. The coding region runs from base 122 to 1057 and encodes 311 amino acids. Gene Ontology annotation, cellular component: nucleolus. Gene Ontology annotation, molecular function: nucleic acid binding; telomerase inhibitor activity. The record is from RefSeq and is a predicted model, not a curated record.
CCCUCGCCGGGGCAGUCCACCUGGCUUAAGAGUCUGGUGGUUCCAGUUGGAAGGCGACCCGGCACCAGGUCAUCCCCAGUUGCUCAUACCCGGAGGUCCGCGGCAUCGCAAGCUCUGCGACAUGUCGAUGCUGGCCGAGCGUCGGCGGAAGCAGAAGUGGGCUGUGGAUCCCAGAAAUACCGCAUGGAGUAACGAUGAUUCCAAGUUUGGCCAGAGGAUGCUGGAGAAGAUGGGGUGGUCUAAAGGAAAGGGUUUAGGGGCUCAAGAGCAAGGAGCCACAGAUCAUAUAAAAGUUCAAGUUAAAAAUAACCACCUGGGACUUGGAGCUGCAAUCAAUAAUGAAGACAACUGGAUUGCUCAUCAGGAUGAUUUUAACCAGCUUCUGGCUGAACUGAACACUUGCCAUAGACAGGAAACAAUAGAGUCCUCAGACAACAAGGAAAAGAAAUCUUUCAGCCUUGAAGAAAAGUCCAAGAUCUCCAAAAACCGUGUUCAUUAUAUGAAAUUCACAAAAGGGAAGGAUCUGUCAUCUCGGAGCAAAACAGAUCUUGACUGCAUUUUUGGGAAAAGACAGAGUAAGAAGAUGACCGAGGAUGACUCCGGACCCGCCACUCCAGAUGAGAACGAAACCUCCACUACGACAACCAGUGCCUUCACCAUCCAGGAGUACUUUGCCAAGCGGAUGGCAGAGCUAAAGAACAAGCCACAGGUGACGGCUGCAGGGGUAGAGACCCCAGGGGAAACGAAAGUGGGGAAAAAAAGAAAGAAAGAGGCAAAAGAUAAAAAUGUGGAGAGUUAUACCCAACCCAAGUCCAAGAAGAAGAGAGACCAAGUUGAGCAGCAGCUUGGAGACCCUCACUGGGAUGAGAAUUCCGAUGCUUCUGCUGAGGAUGGAAUGCAUUGUGUGUGGCCACUUGGUGACCAGGACGUACCACCAAAGCCCAAAAAGAGGAGAGAAAAGAAAAAGCCACAGAAGCAAGUUGAGGCAGCAGUGAAUGUUACGCUAGAUGAAACUCCAGUGAAAAGGAAGAAGAAAAAGAAGAAAGGUUCCAAAUAAAAUUCUCUCAAGCCAGGGCCUUCCCACCACUCAGAUGGCAGGGCGCUGCCGGGCAAACAGACACCUUUGGCCUGAAGUCAGAGCAGAGUUCGCCCAAGAGCUGGUGCACAUCUUUUAACAUGCCCGUGGAUUGCUGCGUCUCGCCCUCUCACCACAUUUUCCCCAAAUCGUAUUCCCAAAAGAACUUUUUACUGUUCCAAAUCAUGGCUCUCAUAAACAAAUAAAUUUCGUUCUAGACUCUGAACCCUUCA